UCCCGCGCGCCGGCUUCCGCCCUUCUCCCGUGCGCCGACUCCGCGGGGGGACAGAGUGCGGCGGCGCUGUCGUACUGACGGGCGGCUUCACCGUCUUCCUCUCGUCCCUGCAGAUUGAUGUGAUGCUGCGCGGAUUCCCUCAGGCCCGGAGGCUCCUCAGGCGGAUGGGGUUCGAGAAGGAGGAUGCCUACUUCUGGAAGCAGAUGGGCAAGGGCAUGCUCUGCACCUACGCGCUCUUCGGCGCCGCCUGGCUCUGGAACGAGACGUCUCCGCUCGGCUGGUGGACGCUCAAGCCGCGCCCCAAGGAAGAAAGAGAAAUGGCCCACCUUUACGAGCGCAGGAUGUUCCCAUAUCCAGGUGAUGAAGAGGCAGUUGAGGAAUUCAUAAAAAGUGGAGGUGCCCUAGGCACCACAAUUGGACCCAAAGGUUUUGCUGAUGCAAACAUGGACUCUGAUAACAUGCAGAAGCAAUUGCAGUCUAAAAAGUUUGAGCAAGAAGCACAGAAGCUCUGGUUUCGGAUGAGGAAUGAGGUCGUACAAGAGCUCCAAGAGAAGGGAUUUGAUGUUGAAUAAAGUUUUACUUCAGCAUGAACAGUAACAGAGUCAAGCUGAAGUAUGUGCAAACUGUUUAAGCUUGUUAGUCAUCUAGGAAAUUAGGAGCUUAAAAUUCAUGCAAAAUGAUAAACACCUCCUUUGCAGUCUUGAUAAUCUACAGAGCUUUCUAUUCAACUUCAAUCUGGUCUUGUUGGGUCACUGCAUGUUAUCCGCUACAGUACCUUGAAGAUCAUAUUAUCUGCUUUUUAUAAA
This is a messenger RNA of Oryza brachyantha (malo sina), 806 nucleotides long. RefSeq lists its product as uncharacterized. The record is from RefSeq and is a predicted model, not a curated record. The transcript is spliced from 3 exons. Lineage: Eukaryota; Viridiplantae; Streptophyta; Magnoliopsida; Poales; Poaceae. The coding region runs from base 123 to 572 and encodes 149 amino acids.